UUUGAAGAUUUGAAAACAAAUAAUUGGAUUUUUUUUUUAAAAAGAACUCUAAAAUGUAUAGGGAGCCAGUGAAGGGAUGCCAGGGUAGGAGUUAUGUGCUCCCUCUUACGAGUGUACCAGUCAAGAGGCGAGCAGCAGCAUUCUGGACCCACUGGAGACGCUUAAUGGAGGAUUGGCUGACACCAAAGUCAAGUGUAUUACAGUCGAACCCCCAAAAUGUGACGAAGGCAUGAAUUUCUUUUUCAAAGUGCUCUUGAGAAAGGAAAGGCUUUACCUUAGCAAGCUGCCUAGAAUGAAAGAAGCCGGCGUUAACAACAGCACCAAUUUGCCGGUCCACUUCAAAACCAGUACAUUUGACAUGAAUACCUUUCUUGCCGUCUUAUUCAAAGCCGAGCCUCGAUGAUCAAAUUUCAAAUUGCAUUCCAGUUAGAUGAAGGUGUACCUCAUGUUGUGUCCACUGAGAAUAUUGUUUUGCCAGCUGUUGCCAGAUAAGCAAUGACCCAGUGUUUGUUGUUGUUUUUUUUUUUCUUUGUCUCACUCAGUUUGCGUCCGUGCUUGCGUGUGUGUGGUGGUACAGUUGCACAGAUGUAACACCUGACCCGCUGGCAGGGGGUGGGGGAGGGUUGGUCGGGUCAUAGGUGGUGCAAGUACUUUAGAAUUUGUGUCCCCUUCACCGUGUCCACUGAUCCACGUUGGAAGUCUGCGGCGAUGUUAUUGUAGCAGCCGAAGGUAAACGUUAACGCACAUGAGUUCUUUUUUUUUUUUAACAUGCUGUCCUUUGCACUCAGAUUCGAUGACGUCACACACAGGCCAUCAGGAAGAUUAUGGGGGGGGGGGGGGGGGAUUUACAUUGAAGGCAGCGGAUUAGCGGCCCUGUCACAUAGCGCAGACGAGCAUCAUAACAAAGGCAAAGUUAAAAGCACAGCGGCGAGAACAGCCAUGAGUCAGUUUCGGGCAUUGGCGGGCGUGCUGAGGGCUGGUGGAGGAGGUCCGUGGUGGCGAGGCGGUGGAGGGACCCUGGCCAGGUGCAGACCUCAUCCUUGGAGAACAUGCUCCUCCGAGGCGACACCCUCUCAAGCGGUCACCAGUAGCUCCAACUAUGUGGAGGACAUGUACUUUGCCUGGCUGGAGGAUCAUAAUAAUGUUCAUGAGUCGUGGGACACCCUCUUCCAGAACAUGGAGAAAUCCGGUGCACCUGACGAGGAGGCGGAGAGACGUCCCUCCCCUCUUCUCCAGGGCCGAGUCGCGUCCCAUUCGCCAAAUGUGACGCAGAAAGUGGUGGAGGACCACCUGGCUGUGCAUACGCUCAUCAGAGCUUACCAGAUUCGAGGUCAUCACGUGGCCCAGUUGGACCCUCUGGGCAUCUUGGACACGGAUCUGGACUCGUUUGUUCCGUCUGACCUCAUCACCACCAUUGAUAAAUUAGGUUUCUACGGUCUGCACGAGUCCGACUUGGAUCGCAGCUUCCGUCUACCUCAUACCACCUUCAUUGGCGGUGGAGAGACGACUCUUCCUCUCAGGGAGGUCAUACGUCGACUUGAGGCAUCCUACUGCGGUCACGUGGGGGUGGAAUUCAUGUUCAUCAACAACGUGGAGCAGUGCCAGUGGAUCCGUCAGAAGUUCGAGACUCCCGGAAUCAUGCGCUUCACCAAUGCCGAGAAGAGAACGCUGAUGGCUCGCCUGAUCAGAUCAACGCGGUUUGAGGACUUCCUGGCCAGGAAGUGGUCGUCUGAGAAACGCUUUGGACUGGAAGGUUGCGAAGUCCUCAUCCCGGCACUUAAGACCAUCAUUGACAGCUCCAGCGCUGCCGGCAUAGACAGCGUGAUCAUGGGGAUGCCGCAUCGGGGUCGACUUAACGUCUUGGCCAAUGUGAUCCGCAAAGACUUGAACCAGAUCUUCUGUCAGUUCGACCCCAAAUUAGAGGCUGCGGAUGAAGGUUCCGGAGACGUCAAAUACCACCUCGGGAUGUACCACGAGAGAAUAAAUCGUGGGACGGACAAGAACAUCACUCUGUCCCUCAUGGCCAACCCCUCCCACUUGGAAGCGGUGGAUCCAGUAGUCCAAGGCAAGGCCAAAGCGGAGCAGUUCUACAGGGGAGACGCGUUUGGCAAAAAAGUGAUGUCCAUCUUGAUGCACGGAGACGCCGCUUUCGCUGGCCAAGGUGUCGUGUAUGAAACGUUCCACCUCAGCGAACUCCCCUCUUACACCACACAUGGUACCAUCCAUGUGGUGGUCAACAAUCAGAUCGGCUUCACGACCGACCCCCGGAUGGCCCGCUCCUCCCCUUACCCCACCGACGUGGCUCGAGUGGUCAACGCUCCCAUCUUCCACGUCAACGCCGACGACCCCGAAGCUGUCAUGUACGUGUGCCGCGUGGCCGCCGAGUGGAGGAAUACCUUCAACAAAGAUGUCGUCAUUGACCUGGUGUGUUACAGGCGCUUUGGCCACAAUGAAAUGGACGAGCCCUUGUUCACCCAGCCGCUGAUGUACAAGCGAAUCAGGCGUCAGGAGCACGUGUUGAAGAAGUACUCUGACAAGCUCAUUGGCGAGGGAGUGGUGACGCUGCAGGAAUUUGAGGAGGAAGUGGCCAAAUACGACAAGAUAUGCGAAGAGGCAUACGGCAGCUCCAAGGACGAGAAAAUCUCACAAAUACGACACUGGCUGGACUCACCCUGGCCAAAAUUCUUCACAGCAGAAGGAGAACCUAAGACCAUGAAUUACCCCCCCACAGGACUGGAUGAGGAGGUUUUGCAGCACAUCGGCCAGACCGCCAGCUCUGUGCCUUUGGGAGAUUUUAACAUUCAUCCUGGUUUGUCUCGUAUCCUGCGCAGCCGGGCAAACUUGGUGAGGAACGGUCAGUUGGACUGGGCCUUGGGAGAGUACAUGGCCUUCGGGUCGCUUCUCAAAGACGGCGUCCACGUGCGACUCAGCGGGCAAGACGUCGAAAGGGGAACGUUCAGUCACCGUCAUCAUGUUCUCCAUGAUCAAGAGGUGGACAAACGAAUCUGUGUCCCCAUGAACCACCUGUGGGCCGACCAGGCGCCCUACACUGUCUGCAACAGUUCCUUAUCCGAGUACGGCGUGCUCGGGUUCGAGCUGGGCUUCGCAAUGGCCAGUCCCAACGCCCUGGUCCUGUGGGAGGCGCAGUUUGGAGACUUCCACAACACGGCCCAGUGCAUCAUCGACCAGUUCAUCAGCUCGGGGCAGGCCAAGUGGGUCCGCCACAACGGCAUUGUCCUGCUCCUCCCUCACGGGAUGGAGGGAAUGGGUCCAGAACAUUCCUCAGCACGACCUGAGCGCUUCCUGCAAAUGAGCAAAGAUGACCCGGAUCACUUUCCUGAGUUUGCUGGAGAUUUUGAAGUGCAGCAGCUGUACGAUUGCAACUGGAUCGUGGUUAACUGCUCCACGCCUGCUAACUACUGUCAUGUGCUCAGACGGCAGAUUCUGCUGCCGUUCAGGAAGCCGCUGAUUAUAUUCACGCCUAAAUCUCUGCUGAGGCACACUGACGCCAGGUCCAGUUUUAAUGACCUCGCCAAAGGCACUAAAUUUAAGAGGCUGAUUCCAGACGAAGGCCCGGCGAGUCAAAAUCCAGAUGGGGUGAGAAGGUUGAUCUUCUGCACCGGAAAAGUCUACUAUGAACUGAACAAAGAGAGAAAGCGGCAAAACUUGGAGAAAGACGUCGCCAUCGUCAGACUGGAGCAGAUCUCUCCAUUCCCCUUUGACCUGGUCCGAGCGGAGUUGGAGAAACACAAGCGCGCCGAACUGGUCUGGUGUCAGGAGGAGCACAAGAACACGGGUUACUACAACUACGUCCAGCCUCGCCUGCUCACCGUGGUGGCCAGCAAGAGGCCUGUCUGGUAUGCCGGGCGGGACCCCGCCGCCGCGCCCGCGACGGGGAACAAGUCCACCCACCUGAACGAACUGAAAAAGUUCAUGGACGUGGCUUUCGACCUCAGCGCCUUCCAGGAGAGGAACACUUGAACUGGACGGAAGGUGCGCUUUUAAUUUUAUUAUUAAGUGUUGAAAAUUUACCUGACAUGCUUCACUGUAGAAGUGGAAGUUUUUUAUUAUUUUUUUUUUUUUUAAUGAUGACAGUCUUGGAACAUAUUUUUUCUCUUUGGCGUUUAGAAUCAUUUUGAUGAUAAAUUCGGUUAAUAAAUUUCGGUAAAUACGGUUGGAAGUGCUGUGGUGAUGUUUUCUGAUCAUUCUUGGACUAUCACAGCACAACUUCACUCCGGUUCCAUUUUGAGUUUAUUCUCAGAUCAUAAAGGACAUUUUUUUGUUAUUACGUUGACUUUUUUUUUCCUAAUUGGUCAAAGAUGUUUGACUAUUUUUUAAAAAUCUGUGAUGCAAGUCACCUUUUCUAGAUUUUUUUUUUCUGUACCAGUUCUGAAUCGACCCAUUUUCUGUCGUCACGUCUGGUUUUAAUAAUAAUAAUAAUAAUGAUAACAGGACUACUUUCUCAUAACAUGAUUAUUGAUAUUUUCCACGGUAAAAGAUUUUUGGGGUAAAAUUAUGACUUUCUUCUCACCUCAUUUUGAAUUUAUUCUAGGAACAAUCCAACUUUAUUGUUGUUCAAAUUGUAGUUUAUUUCCAUAAUUUUAACCAUUUUUAUCUUGUGUCAUUUUGUUGUGAAUUUGCGGUGGGUCAAUUCCUGCGAUUCAUUGUUUUGUUGCUGUUUUUUGGGGGGGUUUCCUUUUGUUGUAAAAGUUUGACUCGGUUCCAUUUUGAGUGUGUAUUUUAGAAACAUUUAAGAGUUGUUUUGUUUUUUUUUUGGCCGAUAUUCGGACUUGAUUUCUUGCUGCAUUCAUUUUUGUCACAUCGUCUUUUUUUUUUUUGUAAUGUUACGACUAUUUUUUUUCCACUUGGUCUUUUCUCGCAACACUGCAUCCAAUUUCAUUUAAUCUUUUUUUUUUCUUAUGGGUCAUGACUUUAUUUUCAUUUUUAUCACAUUAUGUAUUGUUUUGGUAACAUGACAAGUUUAUACUCGGUCCACUUGCACUGUCUUCUCAUUGCAUUUGGGUUUUUUUUCUCUUGCAACCGAUUGUCUUUCGUUUCUUUAUUUGUCUUAUUUUUUAGCUUGUUAGCUAAUCUCAUAACAUCACGAUUUUAUUGUUCUCUUAAAUUUUUCGUCACAUUACGUUGUUAUUCUCGUUGAAGUUUCAAUUUACUUUCAUAACAUGACUUUUUUCACUGUUGCUUUUUUUUCCAGAAUUAUUUGCUUGUUCCUGUCACAGUUUCUUUCUGAUUUAGUGUUUUGGAGACUGUAUUUUGGUUUGCAAAACAGUUGUUUGUGGGGUGUUGGUUACAUUUUCGCCAAGAACUUUUUUGUCUUGUCUCAUUUUGAGAUGAUACUUCCAACACCGACUUUAUCGGCCUGACAUCAGGUUGCUUAAUUUUUAAUACUCCUUUGAAGUCAACAGCACCGCUCCCCAGCAGCUGUUUUCUCCAAAGAUAACGGGACGUCUUAUAUUAGGUAAUUAGAACCACUCUUGACAGGCGUCGGUAGUUGUGAGUAUGCGAGCUGUUGGUGAAGAAGAGCCUCUUUAUUGUCACAGCUCGCUUCAUUAGCAGACAUGAGCCAGCUGGCUUUUGGCUUGUUUGCUUUUUUUUGUUUUGUUUUGCUUAUAGGGCUCAUAAGGCGCAAACACAA
Hippocampus zosterae (dwarf seahorse) is the source of this 5653-nucleotide messenger RNA. RefSeq names its product oxoglutarate dehydrogenase L (gene ogdhl). Gene Ontology annotation, biological process: tricarboxylic acid cycle. Lineage: Eukaryota; Metazoa; Chordata; Actinopteri; Syngnathiformes; Syngnathidae. The record is from RefSeq and is a predicted model, not a curated record. The coding region runs from base 769 to 3981 and encodes 1070 amino acids. Gene Ontology annotation, molecular function: oxoglutarate dehydrogenase (succinyl-transferring) activity; thiamine pyrophosphate binding. The transcript is spliced from 23 exons. Gene Ontology annotation, cellular component: mitochondrion; oxoglutarate dehydrogenase complex.